AGCGAGGAUCUAGAGAUGAAACAAAUAGCCAGGACGUCUCACCAUCACCUUUACUCUUUCAUUCUUGCUCCUUUUAGUUUACAGGCACAGCACCAUGGCGAGCUCUUCACGGACGCUCACCUAUUGGUCACGUCAGGUGACGGACCCCAGUGACGGCGGCGAUAUUGACGACGACAGCAUCGUGACAGUCACUGGUGUGUCCCCGACAGACCCCGGCGACGACACCAUCUCGAGCAUGGCAGCCAACACGCAGACCGCCGCUGACUUUGGUGAACGGCCCACGAGUGCUGCCGCGCCAACCAGCAUCGCACCGCCGAGUGCUCUCCCGUCACCCACCGCAGCACCGACCGGCCACACAGCAGACAAGAAGGACGACGGAGGGAUCAAGUUCCACAUUGCCUACCUGACACCGCUCUUUGUCAUCAUUGGUCUCGUUCUCAUCUUCGCCGUGGGAGGCCGGAUAUGGGGCCGGAUCUCCUAUGCGCGUGAGCAGGCCCAGCUACGGCGGGACCGGUAUGAGCGGCGGAUGGCGAGAAGCCAGCGGAGGGCGGCAAGAUCCCAAGCAGCGAGCAGCAGCAGCGCUGGAGGAUGGAGGUCGUACGAAGAUGUCGACGACGAGGAGCAGGCGAGGACGAUGAUCGAAAAGGAAGACUACCUCGGCGACCGCGACGAGCUCGGUAGCGGUGACGAGUUCGACGAGGACGAAGACGAGGUCCGAAAGGGCGGCCCGCUGAGUGCGCUGUCGAGCCACAUUGCCAACAGAAGCGCGCGGCCGCUGCCUCCCUCGAGUCGCGCAAGGGCCGGCCGGUACGAGGCCGAGGUGCAGUCCAACAGCUGGUUUGCCGUGCGCUGGAGGCGCAUGACAGAGACCUGGGCAGCAGCAGGCUCGGACGCGUACACGGCGCCACCCGCCACAUCGCGGGAGAGGAGUGGCGAGUGGCAGCAGGGUGACUCUGCUCCGAGAGCGCCGAUGCGCGGAACUUGGGCUAGGAUCAAGCAGGGUCUCACGGGCGAGGCACCGACCGUCAACGAGAGGCGGCGAUUGGUGGCGCAAGCACACCAGUCACAAGCCAGCGGUCUCUGGACACAGGCCCCGCCCCGUCCGCCGUCGUCGGUCGACCAAGACGAGAAGCUGCCUCAUCUUGCGGGUGGUUCUGGUCUCCUGCUACCCCCUCAGCUGAGUGACGAAGGGACCCCGUACGUGCUCGGCGAAGCGCCAGAGUACGAACGAGGCCGUCGGCCUGGCCGGUCGAUCUUUCCCCUCAGCCGCUUCAACGAGCGAGAUCGGUCGUACAGCCCGCCCAGCCUGCGAGCUCCGCCCAACACCUUUGCUGCCUUGGCCACUUCUGCCAGCCGGCAGGGCAUUGCUAGCAUCCGCGAGGUCUUUGGCGCGGUCACGGGUAGCAACAGCAAGGCCAGCUUGGGAGCGAGACCGAUCGACAGCACGUCGAGGGGUGCCCAUCACCCCCUGUCUAACGAGCUUGGCGGUGGAACGGACCUGCAGGGUGUCCAGGUCCACACCCACCAGGAUGGGAGCAGCUGUGCCCUCGAUGGCCCCCAGUACCUCCCUCCCCACUCUGUUCUCCUUGCUCGCAAGGACAGCUCCUUCAAGCCGGCCCACUCGCCCGUCUCGCUUCACGACAAUGAGGUGUUUCUGGAAGAUGGUCCUGCUCCAAGGUUUGGGGAAGAACAUGCCGCGCAGAGGAUGCCGACGCCGCCGCCAUUUGCAGGAGGUCACGGACGAGUGACGGCCUCGGCCUCUGGUCGCAACGUGCCCUCCUCGGGCCCCGGACAGGCCAUGCGCAUCCGCUCCGUCUCAUCCCGCUCGAUUGCGCACGACGCUGGGGAGGAUCAGUCGCCCCAGAGCGACGAGAAGAAGGAGAAGACCAUCAUCAAGCGAGCCUCGACUGUGCGGUUCGCCCUGAGUCCAGACAGGGACGAGAGUGCUGCGACGAGUUUUGCGCUGGACGCGAGCCACUUUGCUGCCGAGACCGAGGAGCAGCCCAUGGAGGUUGAUCCUGAGGAGCCCUCGCCGCCUCCGCCGAAGAGGCGCCUCUCGAGGGCACAAACGACAACGAGCAAGGGCUCCGCGCGACGCAAGCAGCGGGAGGAGCAGGGCCAAGGACAGGAGAUCAAAAGAUUCAGGUCUCUCCAGUCGUCGACGACGACGACGUCGGAUCUGAGCCGUCGGUCCUCGACGAAGAAGCAAAGCAGCGCAUCACCCCGGAAGAUCAUGUCGCCCGCGAGCAUCGCGUCUUCGAGCCGCGAAACGCCGACGCCCUACACCGAGCUCGUCAACUUUGGCGACUACGAAGACGAGGACGCAAAGGAAGAUGCGCCCCGGCGCGCGUCCUACGGCUCGUCCGUGCCCGGCCUGAGCAGCGGUGGCUCUUCCACGGGCGAGGACGAGGAGGACCAGGUGCGAUCGCCGGACAUGGAGUCAGAGAUUGACUCUGUCCUGUUGAGCGUCAUUGCGCGGAGCAACAGCAGCCGCAGUGUCGCGCCUUUCUACCAUUCGGACGCCGAGGAGAAACAGUCAACACCCCAGAGGAAGAGGCAUGCCGUGGAAGAGGAAGAGUCGACACCGCUGGGUCGCAAGAGAACGUGGCAGCGGCGAGAGGACGGACGGUGGGCUCGCGUCUCCCUCGACGAAGAGGAAUGGCAAGAGUUUCAACAGCAGCAGGGCUCCAUGGUCAGUCCUACCCUGUCUAUGCGCUCCGAUGGCACGCCGAGAGGCUUUGCCAUUGCUGCUGCCACUCACUCGCCGCCGCCGCUUCCCACGCCGCCGCCGACAGCAGCGCUGCCGCGUGCGCUCCGCGUCGCCUCGCCGUCGCCCACAAAGCGCCGCGGUGCCGCUUCGCCGGGCCCAGCGUCGGCCUUGGGCAUCCACCAGGCGUUCGACACACCCUCGGUCUAUUCGACGGCGUCGCCAGCCAGCAGCACCGUGAGCGGCGCAACGCCUCGUGCGUCCAACCUCGACGAGCGGAUUUUGUACUCGCACGGAAAGACGUACUCUGAUCUCGAUCUCACCAGCCUCCGAAGCUCGGCCUCUUCGGAAAAGAAGAGAAAGACGGAGGGCUCGACGGUCUCUGCCUCGAGCCAGUCUACGAAGCGGCAGAGGAACCGCGAGGCCGGGGACAUCAGAGUGAGUCAGGAUGGCGUGGAAGAGGACGACGAGGAGCAAGAGGGGUCGCCAACACGGCGAGGCGCACACCGCCGGCCUCCGCGCCGGUACCAGGCCAGGCUGGCCCCAGAGGCACCGUCUGAGAGCACCGAAGGCAGGGCACCAAUGAAGCGGACGGGCAAGACACUCAAGACGGCCGCACAGAAGGAGAAGGACAACGAGUUUGCCAUGGACCGGGUCCAGAGCAUGAUUGCAAAGGCGCAUGCCCAGAGGCUCGCCGCGCAGCAGCUUCGGCAGCAGGAGCAGCCCUAGAGCGCGUAGCCAUCUUCUCACACCCAUGUUACUCAGACA
Messenger RNA from Acaromyces ingoldii, 3475 nucleotides. RefSeq lists its product as hypothetical. Lineage: Eukaryota; Fungi; Basidiomycota; Exobasidiomycetes; Exobasidiales; Cryptobasidiaceae. Bases 95 to 3436 code for a protein of 1113 amino acids. The transcript is spliced from 2 exons. The record is from RefSeq and is a predicted model, not a curated record.